CUUUAGGGACGGGGCAAACGGCUGUGAAGACACAAGGAAAGAUGUACAAGACCCUUCUGUUAGUGAUGUUUGUGGUGGGUUCAAUGGCAAGUACUCCCACACAAACUACUUGUACACCACCCCUUGCAAGGCCACUGGUGCUGAAGGACAUUCCACAACAAUACAGAGAAAGAACCUGGCUGUUUGCACUAGAAGGAAACUGGGAGCCAUAUUCCUACUUGGACCAAAAUACUCAACAAGCCAAAGGUCUCUUGCAGAAACUUAUCUACGAGGCGUGUUCAAGAUGUGACAUGAAGUGCAAUACUGUCUACAUAGGCGAUAAUAUUCAAUUAUGUUACAACACUAGGAAUCACACGUCCGAGGGCUUCCGUGAAUUCUGGUACAUGGACAAAUUGUGUGCCCGCCAACACAUUCUCCCAGACUUGAAAGACGAAGAUGUACGGGGAUCAAACGGAUUUCAAGACCUUCUUCAACAACUCGUGCAAAAAGAUAUUGACCUUGCCCUUCUGCCAGACGGUUAUGAAGGGACGGAAGAUCUUGUAGCCGUUGGGGAACCAUUUGAUUGCGCAGAAGCCCCCUUGUCCCUCAUGCACAGAAAAGAUAUUGACUUAUCAUGGUUUGGCAAGUGUGUAAAGGAUCUCUACGAGGUCGACCUUUACCUCACCAACUGGCCAUGGGGAGAACAGCGAUGUGGUGAUCUGCCAACUGACGGCAGACAAUCCCCAAUAAACAUCGAUAACACUAAGAGCAAAUGUAUGGAGAGUGAAGCCAUAUCAAUUCCAACAACCACAUGUAAUGGUGUGCAACUGAACAACAAGGGAGGCUAUACUGGUGCUAAACUCCAACUCGAGAACUGUGGUUUCUCUAUAUAUGGCGGAGGUCUGGUUGGUGUAUAUUCUAUCCUCCAAGCCCACUUUCAUUGGGGAAAAACCACAGAAGAAGGUUCUGAACACACACUUAACGGACGCAAAUACCCAAUGGAGAUGCAUAUUGUGACUAAGAUGGCAAGUGGCACUUCAGAAUGUGCAGAACUAGCUGUCUUGGGAUUUUUCUUCGAGAUAUCUACAGAGUACAAUCCAGCGUGGAGUGCAAUUACUGCAAGACUCAAGGAAAUCAAAUAUGCAGGCCACCACAUAGUACUUGACAAAGUUAACUUAGGUGAACUCAUCACAGGGGUUGAUACAUCGCAAUACUAUCGCUAUUUCGGCUCACUAACCACUGAACCAUUUUCUGAAAUUGUAAUCUGGACAGUCUUUAUGCAACCCAUAAAGAUAUCUGCAUCACAGCUUGCACAGUUCAGGACGUUGCUGAAGGAUGAUGGCUUGACCAAUAUUGUCAACAAUUAUAGGCCAGUGCAGGAUCUCAAUGGAAGGACAGUAUACAAAACGUGCACAUAAUGAUAAAAACAACAACAUGUCGGACGCAUUUGCAUAUUGUGUAUUAGUACACUAUUCAGUCUUAACAGCAAACAGAACUAGUACUAGGAAUGAGUACACAAAUCCGCUACCCUAUUAAGAAUAUAUUGUUAAGUUUGCAAACAGUCUAUAUCUAUGUUAUCUAAAAAUGUUAUACUAAAUAAAAAAA
Molecule: messenger RNA, 1584 nt
Organism: Owenia fusiformis
Lineage: Eukaryota; Metazoa; Annelida; Polychaeta; Sabellida; Oweniidae
Source: the annotation of a GenBank genome assembly